GCUCUAUUUAUGAAAUGUUUGGAAAUGAAUGCUGUUUCUCAACAGGAGAAGUGAUUAAAAUUACUGGUCUCAAAAUUAAGAAGAUCAUAGCUGAAAUUUGUGAGCACAUUGAAGGUUGUGAGUCUCUACAGCCAUUUGAACUGCCUAUGAAUUUUCCAGACAGUCCCCGACUUAUGAUGAGAUGAUUAAAAUUUUUCAACUUCAUGAUGUUGCAAAACAAAUAUACAUUCCAUAGAAACCAUACAUCAAAUUUUGAAUUUUGCUCUUUUACUAUAGGCUAAUAGACUUUUUUAAAAGAAGCAAGGUAUAUAAGUCAGAAGUUGCUACUGUUUUUCCAUCUGGAUGUUAUAGUGAAACAUGACUCAGAGCAGCCCUAAAUAGAGCUCCCUGCCUUUUAGAUAGCUCACUAUCCAAUGAAUCAGGGGCUAGUUUUCCAGAUUUUCUGGGUCAGCUUCUCUUAAGGUCUUUUUAAGAUUGUGGCUGAUAAAACUCCGUACCUUACUAUGGAAGAAAUCACAAGGACCAUUCAUAUUGGACCAAGUAGACUAGGGCAUCCUUGCUUUUAUCAUCAGAAGGAUAUAAAACUAGAGAACCUCAUCAUAAAGCAAGGUGAGCAAAUCAUGCUCAACUCAGUUGAAGAGAUCAAUGGAAAUAUAAUGGUGAGCUGUGCAGUGGUAAGGAAUCAUCAAAAUCAUUCAUUUAAUUUGCCUUUGUCACAAGAAGGAGAAUUCUACGAGUGUGAAGAUGAACGUAUUUAUACUCUAAAGGAGAUUGUUGAAUGGAAGAUUCCCAAGAACAGAACACGAACUGUAAAACUUACAGAUUUUUCAAAUAAGUGGGACUCAACGAAUCCAUUUCCUAAAGACUUUUAUGGUACCCUGAUUCUCAAGCCUGUUUAUGAAAUUCAAGGUGUGAUGAAAUUUCGCAAGGAUGUAGUCCGCAUCCUCCCCAGUCUAGAUGUCGAAGUCAAAGACAUCACUGAUUCUUAUGAUGCCAACUGGUUUCUUCAGCUGUUAUCAACACAAGAUCUUUUUGAAAUGACCAGUAAAGAGUUCCCCAUAGUGACUGAAGUCAUAGAAGCACCUCAAGGAAACCACCUGCCCCAAAGCAUUUUACAGCCUGGGAAAACCAUUGUGAUCCACAAAAAGUACCAGGCAUCAAGAAUCUUGGCUUCCGAAAUUAGAAGCAAUUUUCCUAAAAGGCACUUCUUGAUCCCCACUAGCUAUAAAGGCAAGUUCAAGCGGCGACCGAGGGAGUUCCCAACAGCCUAUGACCUAGAGAUCGCUAAGAGUGAAAAGGAGCCUCUUCAUGUGGUGGCCACCAAAGCUUUUCAUUCCCCUCAUGACAAGCUGUCAUCUGUAUCUGUUGGGGACCAGUUUCUGGUGCAUCACUCAGAGACGGCUGAAGUCCUGUGUGAGGGAAUAAAAAAAGUGGUGAAUGUUCUGGCCUGUGAAAAAAUUCUCAAAAAAUCCUAUGAGGCAGUGCUGCUCCCUUUGUACAUGGAAGGAGGUUUUGUAGAGGUGAUUCAUGAUAAGAAACAGUACCCAAUUUCUGAACUCUGUAAGCAGUUCCGCUUGCCCUUCAAUGUGAAGGUGUCUGUCAGGGAUCUUUCCAUUGAAGAGGACGUGCUGGCUGCUACACCAGGACUGCAGUUGGAGGAGGACAUCACAGACUCUUACCUACUCAUAAGUGACUUUGCCAACCCUGCGGAGUGCUGGGAAAUUCCUGUGGGCCGCUUGAAUAUGACUGUUCAGUUAGUUAGUAAUUUCUCUAGGGAUACAGAACCAUUUCUAGUCAGGACUCUGGUAGAAGAGAUCACUGAAGAACAGUAUUACAUGAUGCGGAGAUACGAAAGCUCAGCCUCACACCCCCCACCUCGCCCUCCCAAACACCCCUCAGUAGAGGAAACAAAGUUAACCCUGCUAACCUUAGCAGAAGAAAGGACGGCGGACCUGCCCAAGUCUCCCAAGCAUCAUCAUGUAGACAUAUCCAAGAAACUUCACCAGAAUCAAGGUGGCCUCGAUUCAAAAGUACCAGUUGGUAGUCAGAAUGAUUUCGUGGAUGUAGAGAAGGAGAGGAACAACUGUGGGGCCACAGCAAUAGCAGAAAUGUUCAAAAAUGAAAAACAUCAAAAAUAACAAGAUGUGACAGAAGCCACUUAGGCAGCAAACAUAAAUGCUGCCGUGAAAAAGGAAGCUAGCCUUCUAAUUGAAAAGCAAGUAUUUCCCAACAGACUCCAGAAGAACCUUGACUCAUCACUGUAAACAAGAAAACAACCUUAAAUGUUUUAACAGAUAAAACUUAGAGAAACCUAUGGUACAGAAUUCCUAUAGUCUAUUCUGUUGUGUCUAAACUUGUAUGUAUUGUUUUGUUUUUAUUUAGGAGAUAUUUAUUUAAGGUGCACAUUUUGGGGGGUGUUCUUAUUUCUACUACCAACAACUAAGUAAUUGAGAAAUAAUUUUGUAUUUAAGUUUGAGUAAAACUGGUCUGAAAUGGGAUAAAAGCCCACCAAAUAUUUUCAUUUUUUUCAGUAUGUGUUUUGCCAUUUUUAGUGCUAUCAUCAUUUCUGACAAGACCUAAAGAAAAAUAAUUAUAUCUGAGUGAUUUAAAAUGUCUAGGUUUCUUAUCCACAUCCCUUGGAACUGUGGAAAGGAGUUUGGCUUCACAUUCACAGUGUAUUUGUAAAAUACACUGUAUAAUGAUUAUAUUUGAAUUUCAACAGCCAAAGCCAUUGAGAGUCAGAGGAGUUUUUCCAUAACCUUCUCUUUUAUGCCCCAACAACAAGUUCAUGACUGAAAUUUCACCAGAUUUCUGAGAUGAUGUCUUAAUAUUUUAUGUACUAUAUACCAGGUAAUUCUUUAGAUAAAUGUUUAUUAGGAUUGUAGGAAAAUUAUCUAGUUAAUCAUAACAUUUAAUGGAAAGAAAAAGGCAAUAAAAUUAUAAUGAGAUAUAAUAAAUUUGGUUGACAAUAAACCAAAGUGUUUCUUAAUUAGUAUACAUUAGAAUUAUGUUCUUAUAGUUGCAUCAUCUAUAAAAAUUACUUUAAGGGCUCUCACAUUUUGAUAAUUUAUCUUAUUACAUAUUAAGUAUACAAGAACAACAUUAUUUUUCCUCUAACAGAAUGAAGAGACAGGCUAUCUGGUUAAUGUUACAUAGGAAUUUAAUAGCAAAGCUUGAACUUUAUCCAUAGAUCAUACUCUGUACAAAAUCUGUUAGCUAGCAUCCUGUCUCAUACUUAUUUUAUGUUAUAUGAAGAAAUUUGUUGAUUUUGUACCAAAGUGUUUCUGAAGACAAUAAAUUGUGAGUCAAUUUUUUAACAAAAGAAAUACAGUUAGAGAUUUUUCAAUGUUUAUAUUCUGAUUAAGCUUAAUUUCCCUGAUUGUUUUUCUUUUUAAGUGAUAACGAAUCCUGAUUUCUAAUGUUCUAAAAAUUGCUUUGUGAUUUGAUUGUGGUAAUAUCAUUUCUUAUCUACAAUUUCUAGAAUUUUAUGGGAUAGUUUUACUUUUAUUCUGCCUGUACAGACAAGAACAAAAACUUUUCUAAGCCCCACAUUUGGCUAUUGAAGGUCACAGCGAAUCUUAACUCAACCUAACAACCUUGGCCAAAUGCAUUAUGGGUAUUUUAGACUCAUAUAAUUUGUUAUUUUCAAAUAAUAGUGAAUAAUUUUUUAUUUGGAAUAUGAGAACAAUUAAAUUUGUACUUUUAGUAAGUACGAUUCUUUGAUUAGAAAAUUAAGAGAAUGCAUAUCUUAAUUUGGUUGUAAAUUAUCAAGGGCUUUCUAAUAGAAAUCAUAUAACAUUUCUAAAUAUAAGUGCUUGCACAUACUGUGUUUCCAGUUGUCUUAAUAUUGAAGAGUGUAAUAAGCUUCAUGUUCAACUAUUGGAGAUUUGGGAAGAUUGAAAAUAAAUUUCCUAAUUUUUA
Molecule: messenger RNA, 3921 nt
Organism: Saimiri boliviensis boliviensis (Bolivian squirrel monkey)
Lineage: Eukaryota; Metazoa; Chordata; Mammalia; Primates; Cebidae
Source: RefSeq, a predicted model, not a curated record